AUGGGGUCGCAACAGCAUCCCCGUGACCUGAAAAUUGGGCCCCCGCUACUAUACACGGAUGAUAUCGAAGCCUCCAAACUGGAGUAUGCCCAGGCUCUGGACGUCCAGGAUCCUCUACGGAAUUUCCGAGAUGAAUUCAUUAUUCCUUCUGUAAAGGAUCUACAGAGGAAAAAACUCGCAGUCGCACAAGGCCACGAUGAAAGUUCCGAUGCCCGAUGUAUUUACUUCUGUGGCAAUUCUCUGGGUGUUCAACCUCGGAAGACUCGACAUUAUAUCGAGCAGUAUCUACGAACUUGGGCAACAAAAGGCGUGACCGGCCAUUUUGUUCCUCACGACGACGAGUUGCUUCCCCCCUUCGUCGACGUAGAUACAGCUGGCGCUAAGCUCAUGGCACCAGUUGUGGGGGCAUUGCAAAGUGAGGUAGCUGUCAUGGGCACAUUAACUGCCAAUUUGCAUCUUCUAAUGGCGAGCUUCUAUCAACCAACCAAAGAGAAAUACAAGAUAAUUCUAGAAGGCAAAGCCUUCCCCAGUGAUCACUAUGCCAUCGAGUCUCAAAUCCGACACCAUAACUUGAACAUUCAAGACGCCAUGGUCCUGAUUGAGCCCGAGGAUGUGACCCGCCCCAUCUUGAGCACAGAGCAGAUCCUGAAAGUGAUUGAUGACAAUGCGUCCAGCACUGCAUUGAUCCUUCUCUCAGCGAUCCAGUUCUAUACCGGACAAUAUUUUGAUAUCGAACGGAUCACCGCACAUGCCCAUUCCAAGGGCAUUGUAAUUGGCUGGGACUGUGCACACGCGGCUGGAAAUGUGGACCUUCGUUUGCAUGACUGGAAUGUUGAUUUUGCAGCCUGGUGCACAUACAAGUAUAUCAACAGUGGACCCGGUGGCAUGGCAGGCUUGUUCGUUCACGAACGUCAUGGCCGUGUCGAUGAAAAGCAGCGUGGGAGUGAAGAGACUUUCCGUCCUCGCUUCUCUGGGUGGUGGGGUGGAGAUAUCAAAACACGAUUCAACAUGGACAACAAAUUCGUUCCUCAGCCCGGUGCUGCUGGCUUCCAGCUUUCAAACCCAUCUGUUCUGGAUAUGAAUGCAGUCAUCGCCUCCCUCGAGAUCUUUAACCAAGCGACUAUGGAGGAAAUCCGGAAAAAGUCUCUCAGCAUUACAGGCUAUUUGGAGCAUCUACUCCUAGCAUGCCCACCAAAUGGUUCUCCAGAAGACAAUCCCUUCACGCUCAUCACGCCAUCAAAUCCGGCUGAGAGAGGUGCUCAAUUGAGUUUGAGGCUCAAGCCCGGACUGUUGGACAAAGUUCUCCACCACUUAGAAGAAAACGGCGUGGUGAUUGACGAGCGAAAGCCAGAUGUUAUCCGUGUAGCGCCUGCACCGUUGUACAACACAUACACUGAAGUGUGGCAGUUCUGUCAGAUAUUCAUUGAGGCGUGUCAGAAGGCCGUCAAAUGUCAAUAA
Molecule: messenger RNA, 1458 nt
Organism: Penicillium manginii
Lineage: Eukaryota; Fungi; Ascomycota; Eurotiomycetes; Eurotiales; Aspergillaceae
Gene: bna5-1
Product: kynureninase
Exons: 4
Coding region: 1-1458 (485 amino acids)
Biological process (GO): NAD+ biosynthetic process
Cellular component (GO): cytoplasm
Molecular function (GO): kynureninase activity; pyridoxal phosphate binding
Source: RefSeq, a predicted model, not a curated record